UCUGAACGCAGAACCUGAACCGGCAUCGAAAGUGCCAAGGAGGCGCCACGACUUCAGUGCCAGAAUAAAGGCAGGAGCGGCCGCCGUGAUGAGCGACAUGGACAUCAGCUUCUCCUCGGGCCACGGCGGCGACGGCGAGGACCUCGUCACCAACUCGUCCUUCCUCCUGAACCGCCCUGACGCCAUCAACUUUCUCCUGAGUUCGCCGGACUCCUCCAGCGACGGCUCCACGUGCAGACAGCAGGACACUUCCUCCCGAGGGUCAGCUGCUGCGCCAGCGCCGGCGUCUACGAGGUCCGAGGCCAUGUCCGUCGCAGUGGCCACCUUCGUCCAGCGGCUCUUCCCUUCCCUGGUGGUCAAGACCCUGCCGCCGUGGCUGGCCUCCUUCUGCCCCCACAUCGCCAGGCGCAUCGAGCGCGCGUCGCCGCAGGAGACGGAGUACGUGUUGAAGCGCCUCCGGCGGCACAUGCGCAUCAACGAGGACGGCGCGCUGAGCAUGUCGCUCGUGGCCAUGUCCAUCCUGCGGCUCCACCCCGAGGUGGUGGAGAGCGUCGCCAGGAGGCUCACGGACGCCAAGGCCAUCCGCCUGCCGCUGCUCCUCCGGGAGCGGCUGUCCUGCGGCAAGUUCGUGCCCAUGGAGCACGUGCUGUACGGCGAGUGCAUGAUGGAGGGCACAGUGUGUCACGUGGAUGCGCAGGGCAAGGACGUGCCCCCGGAGCCCUACCCGCUAAACGUCAAGAAGCAGCUGCCUCCGCCGGACUUCGUGGAGGCGACGACGCGGAGCGACGUACUGCGCGGACUGACGACGCACGGCAUGUGCCUCGCACGGCGGUUCCCUCUGCUGGCCGCCUCCAUGCACGGCCUCGUGCAUCACCUGUGGGAGCUCAUGUUCACCGAGAAGAUGUCGGCGGCGACCGGCAUACAGCUGUACAACGCCUACUUCGAGGAGUUCGAGAAGCAGCUGUCGCUCCUGACGGUGCUGUCGAUGGACAGGUUCCCCGAGUGGCUGCUGGAGAGGGUGGCGCCCCUGGAGCCCAAGAGCGCCAGCGACCAGGCGGCGGGGACGCCGUAGGCCUGGGCCCGAAGGCAAAGUAUCUGUAUCAUUGCAUCUCAUGCUUCUCAUCCAGCUUUAAAAUUGUGCUCAUUUUAUAGUUUAUAUACGUAUGCUAUAUCGGAAAUACAUUCAUGGAGUAAAAUUA
Molecule: messenger RNA, 1199 nt
Organism: Penaeus vannamei (Pacific white shrimp)
Lineage: Eukaryota; Metazoa; Arthropoda; Malacostraca; Decapoda; Penaeidae
Source: RefSeq, a predicted model, not a curated record